AUGACUGCAGCUCCUGUCAAGUCGUGGCAAGAUUUGAAAGCGGCCAAGAAAGCCGAGCAGGAUGCUCGCAUACCUGAGGAAUGGAGACUGAAGGCAGCAGACUUCCCUAGCCAAGAUGUAGCUGACCUGAGGUCUAUUGCUCAGACAUGCGGCAUCCUUUCAGAAGAUGAACUGGAGAUCACCGGAGACAGGUACGAUGCUACCUCGUUGGCCACUGCCAUCGCCGACGGCAAGUACAGCGCCGUGGAGGUAGUGACGGCUUUUUGCAAGAGGGCGGCCGUGGGCCACCAGCUCUGCAACAUGUUGACCGAAAUCAUGUUUGCAGACGCAAUCGAACAAGCCAAGAAGCUCGAUGAGAUAUUCAAGAGCACUGGCAAGCCCGUCGGGCCCCUACAUGGAGUGCCUAUGACGUUCAAGGAGUGCUUCCACUUCAAGGGCUACGAUUCCACGAACGGGUACCUAUCUCGGGUCUUCCAACCUGCCACAACCACCACGCCUCUAGCUCAACUGAUGCAAGCUGCUGGGGCGGUCAUCAUUUCGAAGACCAACGUUCCUCAGACGAUGUUAGUCGCAGAAGCUGACAAUAAUGUGUUUGGGCAAACCAGGAACCCCGUGAAUUGCAACCUGACCUGCGGUGGAAGCAGUGGUGGCGAAGGAGCAGUGCAAGCGUUUCGUGGUAGUGCGUUGGGCGUCGGAACCGACGUUGGCGGCUCCGUGAGGAUCCCAGCUGCCGCUAAUGGUGUAUAUGGGUACAAGCCGAGCUUUGGUAUAAUCCCGAUGAUCGGGUAUUCCUAUUCUGGGUGGACAGGCAGCAAUACUGGCAUCCCAGCAGUAACUGGUCCGCUGGGUCAUUCAGUGCGCGAUUUAGCUCUCUUCACUCGGAUAGUGAGAGAGUCGCACCCAUGGCGCUUUGACCCUUCGGUCAUUGCAAACAUCAUGGAGAUUGAGGUAUCCUCGCGGAAGCCUGUGGUUGGUGUUCUAUACCAGUCUGGACUAACGCCACAUCCACCGAUUCGUCGAGGCUUGCAAGAAGCCGUCGAGAAACUCAAGAGUGCGGGCUUUGACGUUCGGGAAUUCACCGCGCCCAACUUUCUGGACAUACGUGAAAUUACCGAGCAACUGUUUACCCUCGACGGCCUCUCGUACCCAAAGCAGGAGCUCCAGAAAACGGGAGAACCCGUGGUAAAUUCCGUCCAACAGAUUGGCUUUUGGGACAUCCCUAGAAAGACACAAGAGGAAGCUUGGGCUUGGAACACUAAGAAGCUGGCCAUCCAGAAACAAAUGCUAGAUGAGUGGCAGCGCGUUGGCUGUGAUGUAGUCCUUGCGCCUGCCGGUCCGCAUACAGCUGUGAGGCCAGGCGAUUGGACGAGUGACAUCUAUACCGUAGCUUGGAAUGCGGUUGAUUACCCUGCCGUCAUUAUACCGACCUCUCACGUCGAUCCAUCGAAGGAUCCGCUCGAUGGAGAGUUCAGAGCCAUGCACGACGCGGACGCAGAGAAUCAAGCCACGUAUGACCCGGAGCUAUUCAAGGGUGCUCCUAUCGCCUUACAGAUUGUUGGGCCUAGGCUAGCCGAUGCGCAACUCUUGAAAGACGCCGACAUGAUUGAUAAAGUGAUUAAUUGUCAUUGA
This is a messenger RNA of Neoarthrinium moseri, 1629 nucleotides long. RefSeq lists its product as uncharacterized. The record is from RefSeq and is a predicted model, not a curated record. The coding region runs from base 1 to 1629 and encodes 542 amino acids. The transcript has 3 exons. Lineage: Eukaryota; Fungi; Ascomycota; Sordariomycetes; Amphisphaeriales; Apiosporaceae.